Molecule: messenger RNA, 648 nt
Organism: Prunus armeniaca (apricot)
Lineage: Eukaryota; Viridiplantae; Streptophyta; Magnoliopsida; Rosales; Rosaceae
Source: the annotation of a GenBank genome assembly
AUGAAUAUAUUCAGAUUAGCGGGUGACAUGACCCACCUGGCCAGCGUCCUCGUCUUGCUCCUCAAGAUCCACACAAUCAAAUCUUGUGCCGGAAUUUCUUUGAAGACUCAAGAACUCUAUGCCGUUGUUUUCGCUACCCGCUACUUGGACAUUUUCACUGAUUUUAUAUCUGUAUAUAAUACCAUCAUGAAGUUGAUAUUCUUGGGGAGCUCAUUUUCGAUUGUUUGGUACAUUAGGCAGCACAAGAUUGUUCGCAGGUCCUAUGAUAAGGACCAAGACACCUUCCGCUAUGUUUUUAUUGUGCUGCCGUGCAUAUUCUUCGCCCUAAUAAUCAAUGAGAAGUUCACCUUCAAGGAGGUCAUGUGGACAUUUUCAUUGUAUUUAGAAGCCGUUGCUAUACUUCCUCAGCUUGUGCUGUUACAGAGAACGAGAAACAUUGACAACUUGACUGGGCAAUAUGUAUUUCUUCUUGGAGGAUACCGAGCGUUAUACAUUCUCAACUGGAUUUACCGUUACUUCACUGAACCACACUAUGUCCAUUGGAUACCAUGGAUUGCCGGGAUUGUUCAAACACUGCUAUAUGGUGACUUCUUCUACUAUUAUUUCCACAGCUGGAAAAACAACAAAAAGCUCCAGUUACCGGCGUGA